Messenger RNA from Oncorhynchus gorbuscha (pink salmon), 4332 nucleotides. Its product is annotated as calcium/calmodulin-dependent protein kinase type II subunit beta-like. Gene Ontology annotation, cellular component: neuron projection; cytoplasm. The transcript is spliced from 21 exons. Lineage: Eukaryota; Metazoa; Chordata; Actinopteri; Salmoniformes; Salmonidae. Gene Ontology annotation, biological process: protein phosphorylation. Bases 268 to 1875 code for a protein of 535 amino acids. The record is from RefSeq and is a predicted model, not a curated record. Gene Ontology annotation, molecular function: calmodulin binding; calcium/calmodulin-dependent protein kinase activity; ATP binding.
AACGGCGUGAAAGGCGAUUGAACGACACACUUUGGGAGAGCGAGAGAGUACCACCACUGCCUCUCCUCCACUCGAAUAGCCUACAUCUCCUCUCGAAUACAUACAUAUCUGUAGUAGAUUAUAGUGCGCUCUGGACAGAAAACGCAUUACACCGCGGUAUUUUUUUUUUUACAUAGAAUAACUGGGCAAGUCAACGGAUACAUCCUAUUUCAAUUCACUUGAGGACCGGACUAUUUAGGACGCUCGACCCCCGCGAAUAAACGGACGAUGGCGGUUACUACCUGCACACGUUUUACGGACGAUUUCCAACUAUAUGAAGAACUCGGAAAGGGAGCGUUUUCAGUGGUGCGCCGCUGUGUCAAACUGUGCACUGGCCAGGAGUACGCUGCCAAAAUCAUCAAUACCAAAAAGCUCUCAGCCAGAGAUCACCAGAAGCUGGAGCGAGAAGCCAGGAUCUGCAGAUUGCUCAAACACUCCAAUAUCGUUCGUCUCCAUGACAGUAUAUCAGAGGAGGGCUUCCACUACCUUCUGUUUGACCUAGUGACAGGUGGAGAGCUGUUUGAGGACAUUGUGGCCAGAGAGUACUACAGUGAAGCAGAUGCCAGUCACUGCAUCCAGCAGAUCCUGGAGGCCGUGCUACACUGUCACCAGUCGGGUGUGGUACACAGAGACCUCAAGCCAGAGAACUUGCUGCUGGCCAGUAAGUGUAAGAACGCUGCAGUGAAGUUGGCUGACUUUGGACUGGCCAUCGAGGUGCAGGGAGACCAACAGGCGUGGUUCGGUUUUGCAGGUACCCCGGGCUACCUAUCUCCAGAGGUACUGAGGAAGGAGGCCUAUGGUAAACCUGUCGACAUCUGGGCCUGUGGUGUGAUCCUGUACAUCCUGCUAGUGGGGUAUCCUCCAUUUUGGGAUGAGGACCAACACAAACUCUACCAGCAAAUCAAAGCAGGAGCCUAUGACUUUCCAUCUCCAGAGUGGGACUCGGUGACUCCAGAAGCUAAGAACCUGAUUAACCAGAUGUUGACUAUUAACCCUGCCAAGAGGAUCACUGCCCAGGAGGCCCUCAAACACCCAUGGGUCUCCCAACGGUCCACGGUGGCGUCCAUGAUGCACAGACAGGAGACGGUGGAGUGCCUGAAGAAGUUCAACGCCAGGAGGAAACUCAAGGGAGCAGUCCUGACUGCUAUGCUGGUGACGAGGAAUUUCUCCGGUAAAUUUGGUAGACAGUCUACAUCGCCGGCAUCAAUCACUACUGUGUCUGGAACUACCGCUGGGAUAGUGGAGCAAGCCAAGAGUCUCCUCAACAAGAAGGCUGAUAUCAAGCCUAACAGCACGAGAAACAGCACAGUCACCAGCCCCAAGGGAACCCCCUCUGCUGCACUGGAGCCUCAGACCACUGUUAUCCAUGUGGAUAGGAACAAGGACUCGUCUGACAGCAACACCACUAUUGAGGACGAGGAUGUGAAACUGCGAAAACAGGAGAUCAUCAAGAUCACUGAGCAGCUGAUCGAAGCUGUCAACAAUGGAGACUUUGAGGCCUACGCGAAGAUCUGUGAUCCAGGCCUGACGUCAUUUGAGCCGGAGGCCCUGGGGAACCUAGUGGAGGGCAUGGACUUUCACCGGUUCUACUUCGACAACCUUCUCUCUAAGAACAGUAAGCCCAUCCACACCACCAUCCUCAACCCUCACGUCCACCUGAUUGGUGAAGACGCCGCCUGCAUUGCCUACAUCCGGCUCACGCAAUUUGUCGAUGGCACGGGCCGCCCACGCUCCAGCCAAUCAGAGGAGACGAGGGUGUGGCAUCGCCGGGAGAGCAAGUGGCAGAACGUUCACUUCCACUGCUCUGGAGCACCGGCCGCACCGCUGCAGCAGUAAACUGGAGGAGUAAGAGAGAGGGGAAAGGGAGAAAGAGAGUUGUAGAGUGAGAGAGGAGAGGAGGAUGGAGAGAGAUACCUGCCCCCCCCCCCAUUGCAGCGCUCCCUAAUGGCCAGUGCAUGCUACUGCAGCGCAACAACACACAACCUCAACCCCUCCUGGACGGACACACACACACACACACACACACACACACACACACACACACACACACACACACACACAGCACACACUCUGACUGCUACUGCAACCAUAUCAAUCCAUUAGAAAUGUUUUCAGACUCAAACCAACAGUCCUGUAUUCAAGCUCUCCUCUCCCUCUCUCCCUCUGCUAUAGACCCACCCCUGGCACACAUACAUAUAGGAUCUACAGUUUAAAUGUAUUACAGUAUUAUUAUUUCUAUUAUUACUACUAUUGUUGUUAUUAUUAUUAUUACUAUUAAUAAGUUGUUGUUGUUAUAUUGACACUUUAUCUUUAAUGGUCCAGUUGAAACUCUUUAAAGUGCUUUGUCCCUGGUUUGUUCUUAAAGGCAUGACUUCUCCAGUGUUAUUCCCAGUGACUAGUGUUGAGUAGUUCUCCUCCAGUGAAGUCAGAUCUUUACAUGACACACAGCCCGCACGCCAACAUUAGCUACUCAAAAUGGCGUUGAGGUUCAAUUUGCGGGCUUGCAUUUUGUCCUGCUCAUUUUGAUGAUGAUGAAGUACGAAGAACGGACAUUUUCCGUAGCUAAUGGCAUUAUUUUUAUUUUUUUUGCAUUGCGUACUUGUGUAAAGUUGAAUGUAGGUUUAAGGCUGCUUCCCAGCUGGCGUAUGAACUGACCACACAACACACCCAUUGGAUUAGUGGUGUGUUUUCCCUGCUGUUUUGCUUGUCUUUUAUUCCGAAAUAGGGAAACUACCCUCUACUGAACUGUAUGCUCCCGCACCCUCACCCCUUUGGCGCAAGAAGACGAGGGAAAACGAGGGAAGACGAUGCAGCAUGUACCUUUCUAUAUUGUUGUUCUUAUACUUGAUUCUCUGUGUGUUUGAGCGUUGCAAAUAAUCACUGACUAUACCUUACGUUUGAAAUGAUUACACACUAUACUACAGUUUCAUCGUGGUGACUAUACUGCAUUAUUUGCAUGAAUUUGAAACCAUAAAUUUGGUGUUAUUGUUUAAUUGUGUGUAUUUUUUACUGAAUGCUGGUGAUCUGUGAACUCCUAUGUCUAUUUUCUGAACUUUGUAAAGUGCAUCAAAGUAUUUUUGUCUGGAGAGUAAUACCAUAAAGAGGAUGGAUGAUGAUGAUGAUGAUGAAGAUGAUAAUGAUGACAAAUGUGUAAUGAUGAUGCUUAUAAACAUGCUUUUGUACAGGCUCUAUUGCUGAGGCAGAGUGGGUUGGUCACUAACAGUGUUUCAUAUGGUUAUUGGUAUGAUUUUAUUGUGAACAGAUAUGGUACCUAUAUAUAUAUAUAUAUCCAGGGGCAUCAUUUAUAAAAUGUUAGUACGCACAGAUUUGAUCAUAAAUUGUCCAUAUGGCAAAAUCCACAUCAACGAUGUGAUGAUAAUAUGCAAUUUACAUAGAUUUUGCAUUAAGUUUUGUGAUUUAUAAAUGAAAAGUGUUUUUUUGUGAACAACUAUUUAUGGGUGUUGACAUUUAAUCAUAUUUUCAGAAAUUAUUAUACAAUUGUGUGAUGGCAGAAAUGUACUAUAGGAACGAAGAACUUUUAUAAAUGUAUCCCCUGGUCAGGGGACCCACAUGGUGUGCAUCAGUGCUGGGCUGGAACAAUAACCUGCACAUCGUGUGGUUCAGUAGAGUGUACCAGUAUGUAGUGUCCCUCCCUCCCUGUUGACAUGCCUUGCUGUCUGGCAGUGCACUUAAUCCUAGGACCCCUAGGGGGAGCCAACAUAUACACUGAAGCACCUUUAUCUAAAAGGUUUAGAAAUUGGGUUAAACAUUUGGGCUUGUCCUAAGAGCUGCCAUACACACACACUUUAAGGCUCCAGUCACACACAGGGCCGUGCACUUUUGUGUUUUUCCAGUAAACCCCUCACCUGUGUAGUCUCAGUAAUAGGAUCAGAGCUAAUCAGGCCAGCUAACACCUUCAGGUUAAGGUCACUCAGAGAGAUGGCAUUACCUCACACGGUCAUUGAUUAAACGAAAACUGUUUGUGCACGUGCGUGUAUAUUCGUCCUAUCCAGCUCGAGUUACAUAAAGCCAACCGCUCCAGUAUUAGUAGAGUCCUGUUAGUCCUAACCUUCAUUUUAAGUCCUCCUCUCAAUUGUGGGCUUGCCAUCAGACUCACGUCAUCCACUUUCACAAGAUGGAGUUUGUAAAUGUGAAUCCAAUAUUUCUCUUCUUGGUUCUUCUUCAGUGACGAUGAAUUCUGUUCUUCCAAUGAGCAUUCCUCUAUAAUAAUGUUGUGUGUUGAGGUGUUAUACAAUAUGUUACCAAUAAAGACAACUCUUGUCAAUGCUAAGA